Messenger RNA from Myxozyma melibiosi, 1456 nucleotides. Its product is annotated as P-loop containing nucleoside triphosphate hydrolase protein. Gene Ontology annotation, molecular function: proteasome-activating activity; ATP binding; ATP hydrolysis activity. Gene Ontology annotation, biological process: proteasome-mediated ubiquitin-dependent protein catabolic process. Gene Ontology annotation, cellular component: proteasome regulatory particle, base subcomplex. The coding region runs from base 103 to 1416 and encodes 437 amino acids. The transcript has 6 exons. Lineage: Eukaryota; Fungi; Ascomycota; Lipomycetes; Lipomycetales; Lipomycetaceae. The record is from RefSeq and is a predicted model, not a curated record.
AGCUCUCCCACGACUCUCAACACACACCGCAUAUCCACGUCGUGAGCGAUCAUUGUCCGAAUCAUCAUCCAAUCGAACACGUACACACAAUUCUGAAUAGUCAUGCCGCCUAAAGCUGAUUGGGAAAAGUAUCGGGCACCGGUCGAGGACUCGGAUCAAAAGGAAGAGAAGAUCCAGCCGUUAUCUGAGGAUGAUAUUGCGGUUCUGAAGACUUAUGGUGUUGCACCGUAUGCAACUCUACUGAAGAAGCUGGAGAAGGAUAUCAAAGAUGUUCAAGCGCGCGUGAACGAGAAGAUUGGUGUCAAGGAAUCCGACACGGGUCUUGCGCCACCUCAUCUGUGGGAUAUUGCCGCUGACCGCCAGCGCAUGUCUGAGGAUCAGCCGUUGCAGGUUGCACGAUGCACAAAGAUUAUCAAGACUGCUGAUGAUCCCGACAAGUCGAAAUAUGUCAUUAACGUCAAGCAGCUUGCGAAGUUUGUGGUGAGCCUAGGAGAGCGUGUGAGUCCUACCGAUAUUGAGGAGGGCAUGAGAGUUGGUGUGGAUCGAAACAAAUACCAGAUUCAGCUUCCCUUGCCACCAAGAAUCGAUCCGUCGGUGACGAUGAUGACGGUCGAAGAGAAGCCGGAUGUGACUUAUGGCGAUGUGGGAGGAUGCAAGGAGCAGAUUGAGAAGCUACGUGAGGUUGUUGAGCUGCCUUUGCUGUCUCCCGAACGAUUUGUGAAUCUCGGUAUUGACCCUCCUAAGGGUAUUUUACUCUACGGUCCUCCGGGAACGGGAAAGACUUUGUGUGCUCGUGCAGUUGCGAACCGAACUGAUGCUACGUUUAUUCGAGUGAUUGGAUCGGAGUUGGUGCAGAAGUACGUUGGAGAAGGAGCGCGAAUGGUGCGAGAGCUGUUUGAGAUGGCGCGUACAAAGAAAGCGUGCAUUAUCUUUUUCGACGAGGUCGAUGCUAUCGGAGGAGCUCGAUUCGACGAUGGUGCGGGAGGAGACAAUGAGGUUCAGCGUACUAUGCUUGAGCUUAUCACUCAGUUGGAUGGAUUUGAUCCUCGUGGAAAUAUCAAGGUUAUGUUUGCGACUAACCGACCGAAUACGUUGGAUCCUGCGCUUUUGCGACCUGGUAGAAUUGAUCGAAAGGUUGAGUUCAGUUUGCCAGAUUUGGAAGGACGAGCAAAUAUUUUGCGGAUUCACGCCAAGUCGAUGUCAGUUGACCGAGAUAUUCGAUGGGAGUUGAUUUCGAGACUGUGCCCGAACUCGACUGGAGCGGAGCUGCGGUCGGUGUGCACGGAGGCAGGAAUGUUUGCCAUUCGAGCCCGACGGAAGGUGACGACGGAGAAGGAUUUUUUGGCGUCAGUGGAGAAGGUUAUUAAGAGCAAUCUGAAGUUUAGCAGCACAUCGCAGUACAUGCAGUACAAUUAGUGCGAUUAGCUUAGUGUUAAUAUACUACUAAAUACCUCUA